Apis cerana (Asiatic honeybee) is the source of this 960-nucleotide messenger RNA. Its product is annotated as homocysteine S-methyltransferase YbgG. Lineage: Eukaryota; Metazoa; Arthropoda; Insecta; Hymenoptera; Apidae. Gene Ontology annotation, molecular function: zinc ion binding; S-adenosylmethionine-homocysteine S-methyltransferase activity. The record is from RefSeq and is a predicted model, not a curated record. Gene Ontology annotation, biological process: S-methylmethionine cycle.
AUGCAAGAAGUGAUGGUAUUAGAUGGUGGAUUUUCUACACAAUUAGCAACUCAUGUUAAUGAUACAAUAGAUGGUGAUCCAUUAUGGACAGCACGUUUCCUUGUUACAAAUCCUAAUGCAAUUAUUUCUACACAUUUGGAUUUUUUGAAAGCUGGAGCAGAUAUAAUUUUAACAAACACUUAUCAAGCAUCUAUUGAUGGCUUUUCAAAAUAUAUGAACAUUACAGAAGAAGAAAGUCUUGAUAUCUUUUCUAAAGCUGUAGAUUAUGCUAAAGAAGCUGUGAAUUUGUAUAAAAAAGACAUAGAAAAUAAAGCUAAUGUUAUAAAUGCAAAUCCAUUGAUUGCUGGAUCAAUUGGACCAUAUGGAGCUUGUUUACAUGAUGCUUCAGAAUAUAGUGGCAAAUAUUGUUCAAAUGUAACAGAAGAAUUUCUUAUAAAUUGGCAUAGACCACGUAUUCAAAAAUUGAUAGAUAAUGGUGUUCAUAUAUUAGCUAUAGAAACAAUUCCAUGUAAACAAGAAGCAGAAGCAUUGAUUAAAUUAUUAAAAGAGUAUCCAAAUAGUAAAGCUUGGUUAUCUUUUUCAUGUUGCAAUGAUGGAAAAAGUAUAGCAGAUGGAACUAAUUUUCAACAAAUUGCAAUGCAAUGUUAUAGAAAAGCUUUACCAAAACAAAUUUUAGCAAUUGGAGUCAAUUGUACUGCACCACAAAAUGUAACUAAAUUAUUAAAAGGAAUUAAUGAAAAUAACAAGCAAGAAUUUGUACCAUUGGUAGUAUAUCCCAAUAGUGGUGAAAAAUAUACAAUAGAAAAUGGUUGGAUAAUAAAAGAUGAAGAAUGUUCUUUACAUGAAUUUAUAUAUGAGUGGCUUACUUUAGGUGUUCGGUAUAUAGGUGGAUGCUGUAGAACAAAUGCCACUGAUAUAAAGAAAAUACGAUUAGAGGUAGAGAAAUGGAAAAGAAAUUAA